UAAAGUGAAACAUGGCGCCCAAGAAACGACGGGCAAAUGUAAAAUUGUUUAAUCCAAUAAUUAACGAAAAUCAAAUAACUUUUGAAAGUGCAUUAUGUCCAGUAUGUCGAAGUGUAUUAAUUGAACCAGUUACUUUACCGUGUGGCCAUAAUUUUUGUUUAGCAUGUUUCAAUGGAACUGUCAAUAAUGCUGCACUAGUAUGUCCAUUAUGUCGAACAAGAAUCAGUUCAUGGUUACGGCAAGCACGAAAAGAAUCAAAUUUAGUGAACACCGCACUAUGGGAAAUUAUACAAAAUAAAUAUCCAACAUAUAUCGAUACGAAAUUAAAAGGAAAUGAUGAUUGUUUUGAAAAUAAUAUAGCUCCAGCACCACGAAUAUUAGCAACACCUGGUGAAAUAAAACAAGAAUAUGAAAAGCAAAUAGCUUUAGAAACAGAUCAACUAAGACGUGAACGUGAAGCAGAGGAGCAAAAAUCAAAAGAACUGAUUUUGGAAUUACAAAAACAAGAACAACUUGCAGCACAAUUAGAAGCAGAAAAAUUAAAACAAGAUGAAGAAAUGGCCAGAAAGUUAGCACAAGAGGAACAAGAACAAGCAAAAAUAUUAACACAAAAUAAUAUAACACCAAAAAAUAGAAAACAUGGUCCAAUGGAUACAUUUAUUGUAAAAAGUGCUGAAAUAAAACACCAAACACCAAAGGCAUCUCCACCAAUGCGCAAAAGUUUAUUUAAUAAUAAUAGUCAAAACGUAUUUCAAAUGUUUUCAAAUGGUUUAACUUCACGUGAAAAGAAACAAUAUUUAUUAAAUGAAAGUGUUGAUUACAUGAAACAAAUUUUAAGUAAGGAGAAUGAUGAUGUCAUUCAUCAAGAGAUCACACAUAUCAAACCAAUUAGUUUAGUACCACGUACACCACCAAAGUCUGAUAAGAAUGGUAUCAUUAUGGAGAGUCCAAUUAUACGAAGUACACCAAUACGUUUAGUUCAAGAUAAAAUUGAAUAUAAUAGAGUCAAGUCACCAAAUCCGAAUAUUCUAAUGCAGACUGAUGAACAUGUAUCCGCAUUUAUAUCGACAUCGCCAAAUAAAAUUGAAAAUAACGAAGAUGACAAUAAUGAUAAAAGAUAUCAAGUUCAAAAAGUAUUAAAACGAAUUAGUUUUGAGAGAGAUCCGCUAGAAUUAGAUUCAAAAUCACCAACUCCUUCAAGUACUGUAAUCAAUAGCCCAGCUAUUGGAUCACCAUUUAUUGGUUUUAAAUCAUUAGCAAACGAUCAUUGUCACUUGACCAAUAUAUUACAUAAUUGUUUUUCAAUAAAUAAUAACAAUAACGAUGACAUUGAUCAAACACCAAAGUCAAAAGGUAAACGAAAAUCCGGAUUAAUAAAAUUCAAUGGCUCUGAAUUUGAUGAAGAUCAAGAACAAGAAAUUGAUAUUAUAUUAAAACAAAAAGAGUUGGAAGAAAUGAUAUUACAAGAACAAAAAGAUUUUGAAUAUGCUAGAAAAUUACAUGAAGAACUUAAUCGAGAGGAUGAAAAUAAUAGAAAACCCUAUUCGUUACGUACGCCAAGUGUUAAAUCUACGAAUAUUAAAUAUUCAUCAACACAUGCGAUGGUACACAGAAGUGGUGGUAAAUCAAGGAAACGCCAGAGUACAAUUGAUGAAUUAUGUACUCCAAAAAAAUAUAAAGUGCAGUAAAAAUUUUGUACAUUUGUUUGUUAUUUCUUGAACUGUUUUGUGUUUUUUUUUUUUUUUUUUUAAAUUAUGUGCCUAGUUUAUACAUUUGUCUAGUAUUCGAGAAAAUUCGGAAAUUAAUUGUGAAUUUUGAGUAAGGUUUAUUCUGGUCAAGAAAAGUGCCAUCUUGAGAAUAAGGAUUAAUUUUUUUCCCACUGUUUUUUUAUCUAACUGUAAUGGAUUGGUAUUUAUCCACAAAAACGGUCAUUAACCAUACACUACACAUAUUAAACUCAUCUUUAGAACAAGACAAAAUUUAAAACAAUCAAAUUAAAUUUUUGGAAUUAAAUGUAAAGGAAAUUCAUCGAAUUACGUUCGAAUUCUUGCUUAAACGAAUCUCUGUGGCGCAUGAAUCAUAGUUAAUGACUUUUUCGGGGGUAAAUACCCGUAUUUCCUUACUUAUUUCCAUUAUGAUAUCGUAAAAUUUUCUGAUUUUUUGUUUACUAUUAUUAAAAGUCAUUUUUUAAUU
This is a messenger RNA of Chrysoperla carnea, 2193 nucleotides long. Its product is annotated as E3 ubiquitin-protein ligase RNF169-like. Lineage: Eukaryota; Metazoa; Arthropoda; Insecta; Neuroptera; Chrysopidae. The record is from RefSeq and is a predicted model, not a curated record. Bases 12 to 1688 code for a protein of 558 amino acids. Gene Ontology annotation, molecular function: nucleosome binding; ubiquitin-protein transferase activity. Gene Ontology annotation, cellular component: nucleus; site of double-strand break. Gene Ontology annotation, biological process: double-strand break repair. The transcript is spliced from 3 exons.